Eublepharis macularius is the source of this 3203-nucleotide messenger RNA. It is a transcript of the gene WIPI2, whose product is annotated as WD repeat domain, phosphoinositide interacting 2. Bases 135 to 1445 code for a protein of 436 amino acids. The record is from RefSeq and is a predicted model, not a curated record. The transcript has 12 exons. Gene Ontology annotation, cellular component: phagophore assembly site membrane; extrinsic component of membrane; cytosol. Gene Ontology annotation, molecular function: phosphatidylinositol-3-phosphate binding; protein binding; phosphatidylinositol-3,5-bisphosphate binding. Lineage: Eukaryota; Metazoa; Chordata; Lepidosauria; Squamata; Eublepharidae. Gene Ontology annotation, biological process: nucleophagy; autophagy of mitochondrion; protein localization to phagophore assembly site.
CUCCGGAGGCUACCGGAGCGUAAACAAGGCGCUGCUGUGAGUGAUGAGGAGGCGGACGGAGCUGAGCGGGGCCGGGAGCCGCCGAGGCUGAGCCUCUCUUCGUCCCCCGCCGGCCGGGGGCCCACGGAAGCGUCAUGAACUUGGCCAGUCAGAGCGGCGAGGCCGGCGCCGGCCAACUGCUCUUCGCCAACUUCAACCAGGACAACACGUCCUUGGCUGUUGGCAGCAAAUCAGGUUACAAGUUCUUCUCUCUUUCUUCUGUGGAUAAACUGGAGCAGAUUUAUGAAUGCACUGACACAGAAGAUGUGUGCAUUGUGGAGAGGCUGUUUUCCAGUAGCUUGGUGGCCAUAGUGAGUCUCAAGGCCCCCCGCAAACUGAAAGUCUGCCACUUCAAGAAGGGGACGGAGAUUUGCAACUACAGCUAUUCCAACACCAUUCUGGCUGUCAAGCUGAAUAGGCAGAGAUUGAUAGUAUGCUUAGAAGAGUCUCUGUACAUACACAACAUACGGGACAUGAAGGUGCUGCAUACAAUCAGGGAGACACCACCAAACCCUGCAGGCUUGUGUGCAUUGUCAAUAAACAAUGACAACUGUUAUCUGGCCUACCCAGGGAGUGCGAGCAUUGGAGAAGUGCAAGUCUUUGACACCAUUAAUCUGAGAGCCGCUAACAUGAUCCCUGCCCACGACAGUCCUUUGGCAGCCUUAGCAUUUGACGCAAGUGGCACCAAGCUGGCCACGGCAUCCGAAAAGGGGACAGUGAUCCGAGUAUUUUCCAUUCCAGAGGGGCAGAAACUCUUUGAAUUCCGAAGAGGAGUGAAGAGGUGUGUCAGCAUCUCCUCCUUGGCCUUCAGCAUGGAUGGCAUGUUUCUGUCGGCGUCCAGCAACACAGAGACAGUGCACAUUUUCAAACUAGAGACUGUGAAAGAGAAACCUCAGGAGGAACCCACAACCUGGACAGGCUAUUUUGGAAAAGUGCUGAUGGUCUCUACGAACUACCUGCCUGCCCAGGUCACAGAGAUGUUCAACCAAGGCCGAGCCUUUGCAACAGUCCGUCUCCCCUUCUGUGGGCACAAAAACAUCUGUGCGCUGGCCACAAUUCAGAAGAUUCCUCGUCUGUUGGUGGGAGCCGCAGAUGGUUAUCUGUACAUGUACAAUCUGGAUCCCCAGGAAGGAGGCGAAUGCACCCUGAUGAAACAGCACAAGCUGGAUGGCAGCAUGGAGCCAGCCAAUGAGAUUUUAGAAUCUGCGUCACAUGACCGGCCACUAGUAGCGCAGACUUUCAGUACUGCUGUGAAUAAAGGUACUUAUGUGCCUUCUUCCCCUACGAGACAUGCCUACACUGAGGACCUAGGUGCAGUUGGUGGCGCUUGCCUUGAAGACGACACCAAUGCCCUGCGAUUGGACGAAGACAGUGAGCACCCACCAAUGAUUCUUCGGACGGACUGAGCUCAGACGCGCUCCUGAGGCAGGGAAUGCCGGCCCAGCCUUUUUGGAGGACACUUGUGUCUGUGCUGCUACAAACUUGAGAGAGAUGGAGAGAGGAUGACAGACUCUUAAAUAGUUGGACGGCAACGAAAAUAACCCAUUCUAGCUGUAAUUUUGAUUCAAUGCCAUUAGGAGAAGGGUGGGGUGGAAAAGAUAUGGUUUCACUUUGGUAGCUUUAAAAGCCUGCUUUAUCCUUUAGGUGUGAGGAUAUAUCUUUAUCUCUCUCUCUCUAUUUUUUUGCUGUUCCUGUUGCCAAAACCUGCCGUUUGCGCGGUCUGUGGCACUCCCUAGCUUUGCAUGCCUUCUUGUGCCAAGCGAGCAGAUUCACUUUAUACCAAAAGUUUUCAGUUUUUUUAAAAUAAAUAAAUACAUGUUCAUAACACUUGGCCACUCAUCAGGAAGCAGGGAGGUUUUGGUUCUGGAUUCUCCGGCUUGUUCUGCUCAGACAUACAGGUCUUCAUGCAUGGGCUUGCAGGCACACCUGGUGACUGAAUGCAACCUUUAGGACUCCCCCCCCCUCCUUUGGGUUCUCUCUUGCUGCUGCCACCCCUCCCUCACAACCUCUUUCCAGCUCCCCAUCCUUUCUUCCUGGACCACUUUGUUAAUUAAACCUCCUUCUGAAUGUUGCCUUGCUUGUGGAACUUGUUGUGUUCUCCAAAAGGGGGAGAGGCCUCUGCUCCAGACGUCGUGGCUGCUUUUUCCCUAAGGAGGUGACAUGGAGAGAACUGCUUUGCAGAGGAACUGGGGGUGGAGCCUGCUCUUUGUCAGUCGUGUUGACUUUACUACAUAUCAGAAAGUAGAGCCAAGGUGUCAAGCAUUAAAGAUCUCGCGUUACUAACCCUGAAAGCAUGCUCCUCAGCCUCUUGCCUGACCAAUACCAUCUGCCCACUUUGAAGCUUGCUUUAAUACUUCCAAAGCUAGUCAUCCUUCUUGCUAACAACUUGAUGGCGCUCCCUUCAGAAUAUGUAGGUCCUGCACUCAGGUUUUGCAGCUGAGCAUACUCUUACGUAGGUGAUAGAGAAACACAGGGCCGCUGCUGCUGGAAAGGGCAGCCGUCUAUCGUGGGCCCCCAAGUAAUGUGUAGUGAAACCAACCUGGAAUCCUGAAUGGGGUGUGUUUCUCCCCUCCGCAUCACAUCAUUGGCUGUUGCUAAGAUGAGCAAGGAAAUGCAGAAUGGGUUAAGGCAGGGCAAAGUUCUUUUUCUAAACAGUGCAUAAUGAGGAUGGAGACCUGCUGUUCCCGGGGUGAGGGGUGGGGUGCAGCCCCACAUUUCUCAUGGCACGCUUCUCCACCCUUGGUCACGGGACAGGCAUUCUCCCUUGGCAUUCUGGGUGCUGGGCUGAGCCCCCACACACCCUUGUAUCCCAGUUUUGACCAAUGUGUCCCCUUACCAUCUCUUGUACCAUCUCUUCUGAGGUCUCUGUGGCAUGUUGCGUGACCUCAACAGCUUGUGUGGCAGUUCUUGAUGUCACAGAAGGGGCUGAUCCUGUUCCGGAACUGCCUGGACUCUGGUAAAGAGUGACCAAAGUUGGGCAAAACUGUUACCUGCUUUUAUGGAGCUGUAAUGUGCCUUGGGGGGGUGGGGGUUGUUUUUUUUUAACCUUUUAGAUCUGUUUCGUUGAGCAAAACCAAUGAUGUGUAUACCCUUUCAAGUGUGAACCUCUUGUUUUCUUAGAUUGUUAGCCACCUUUUUUUCAAUUAAAUUAUUACUCAAUCUCC